Messenger RNA from Myodes glareolus (Bank vole), 315 nucleotides. The record is from RefSeq and is a predicted model, not a curated record. Lineage: Eukaryota; Metazoa; Chordata; Mammalia; Rodentia; Cricetidae.
AUGUCCACAGGUAUGCCUUCAGGAAGUUCAAGUCCUGCCUCUGGCAGUAACUGCAGACUCCAGCAGACGCAAAAUCAAGUAGAUGAGGUGGUUGAUAUCAUGAGAGUCAGCGUGGACAAGGUGUUAGAAAGAGAUGAGAAGCUCUCGGAGCUAGAUGAUCGCGCAGAUGGAAUGCAGGCAGGCGCUUCUCAGUUUAAAUCAAGUGCUGCCAAGCUGAAGAGAAAGUACUGGUGGAAGAAGUGCAAGAUGUGGGCGAUGGGGAUCAGUGUCCUGGUGACUGUUGUCGUCAUCAUUGUUGUAUGGUGUGUCUCUUAA